GGUGUGUUCAAGGGGGCUGCUGGAUAAUAAUAAUAAUAAUAAUGGAUCUGCGUCUUCCUCAAGGCGGCGGCGGCCUGCGGUGGUCAACGUUGGGGCUAUUUUCGUCUUUGAGUCCACCAUCGGCAGAGCUGCCAAGAUUGCAAUCCAGGAGGCUGUUAAAGAUGUGAAUUCGUACCCCGGCCUGCUGCGUGGGACCCGCCUCGCCGUCAAGUUCCAAAGCUCCAAUUGCAGUGGCUUCCUUGGCAUGCUCUCUGCUUUGGAAUUCAUGGAGACGGAAAUUGUAGCCAUCAUAGGUCCACAAUCUUCAGUCAUCGCCCACACCAUCUCACACAUUGCAAACCAACUUCAAGUCCCGCUCUUAUCCUUCGCUGCCACGGACCCCACCCUCGCAUCUCUCCAGUUCCCUUACUUCAUCAGGACGACGCAGAGCGACCUCUACCAGAUGAAGGCCGUCGCCGACAUAAUUGACCAUUAUGGUUGGCGGGAGGUCAUUGCUGUUUUCAUCGACGACGACUAUGGGAGAAACGGUGUGGCGGCGUUGGGUGACGCCCUCUCCGCCAAACGCUGCAAGCUCACCUUCAAAGCCGGAAUCCCGCCAGACGCUGCUACAAACCGGGCCGUGUUGAUGGAUAUCAUGGUCCAGAUCGCAUUACUGGAGUCUAGGGUUAUAGUCCUCCAUGCCAACCCGGAUUCAGGAUUUGCGGUUUUCUCAGUCGCCCAUUAUCUUGGAAUGAUGAAUGAAGGUUACGUUUGGAUAGCAACCGAUUGGCUGUCAACGGCAUUAGAUUCCUCAUCUACCCGCCCACUUCCCCCGGAAAAAAUGGACAUGAUGCAAGGAGUGAUCGCUCUGCGUCAACACACUGAAGAUUCGGAGAGGAGGAGGGCAUUUUCAGUGAGGUGGAAGAACAUGACCGAGGGCGUGGGGGGGAUAAAUUCCUACGCCCUUUACGCUUACGACAGCGUUUGGUUGGUUGCGCACGCCCUUGAGUCCUUCUUAAGCCAAGGCAGUGGCGGGGUUAUCUCCUUCUCCAAACUCGAGCUGGAAGGGCGGCGGAGCAGCAGUCAUCUCCACCUGGAAGCAUUGAGUGUGUUCGACGGGGGCCCGCGCUUGGUGGAAAAAAUACUGGGCAGUGAUUUCAUUGGUUUAACAGGGAGGAUAAAGUUCACCAAAGACAAAACGCUCCUUUUCCCUUCCUACGACAUCAUAAACGUGAUUGGGUCGGGUAGCAGAUGUAUCGGUUACUGGUCUAAUUACUCUGGCUUGUCAACCUCCCCUCCCGAGACACUUUACUCAAAGCCACCUAAUAAUUCAAGGGAGAACCAGAAACUCCAGGAUAUGAUUUGGCCUGGGCAGUCGAGCAGGAAGCCACGUGGAUGGGUUUUUCCCAAUAAUGGCAAGCAACUGAAGAUCGGGGUGCCCAUAAGGGUGAGUUAUCGGGAAUUCGUAUCUCAAGUCACCAGAGGGAGCAGUAACAAUAAUAAUAACACCUUCAAAGGCUUCUCAAUAGACGUUUUUAUUGCGGCAGUAAGCUUGUUGCCCUACCCCGUUCCGUAUCAGUUUAUGCCAUUCGGGAAUGGGAUUGAGAACCCGAACUACUCUGAGUUGGUGCGUUUAGUGUCAGCCGGGGAUUUUGAUGGAGCUAUUGGAGACAUUGCCAUCGUGACAAACCGGACAAGAGUUGUGGAUUUCACACAGCCAUACGUUGCAUCAGGACUUCUUGUUGUGGCCCCAUUCAAGAAGCUAAACACGGGAGCUUGGGCUUUUUUAAGACCGUUUUCUGCACAGAUGUGGGCUGUAACUGCCUUUUUUUUCAUUGUCGUUGGGACAGUUGUAUGGAUCUUAGAGCACCGGAUUAAUGACGAGUUUCGUGGCCCCCCACAAAAGCAGCUUAUAACCAUUGUGUGGUUUAGCCUUUCAACCAUGUUCUUUGCCCAUAGAGAAAAUACUGUGAGUACCCUUGGCCGUGCGGUCCUAAUCAUAUGGCUCUUUGUGGUCUUGAUAAUCAACUCCAGUUACACUGCAAGCUUGACCUCCAUUCUCACGGUGCAGCAGCUAUAUUCUCCCAUAAAGGGAAUUGAGAGUUUGAAGGAAGGGGACGAUCCCAUAGGAUACCAAACUGGUUCUUUUGCUGAGCGUUAUUUGGUUGAUGAAAUUGGGAUACACAAGUCCAGGCUUGUCCCGCUGGGAUCACCUGAAGCAUAUGCUGCUGCACUUGAGAAGGGACCCGCCGCAGAAGGGGGUGUUUCUGCGGUGGUGGAUGAACGCCCUUAUGUUGAAAGCUUCUUGUCAAGCCAAUGUAAAUUCAGGAUUCUUGGCCAAGAAUUCACCAAAAGCGGUUGGGGUUUUGCUUUCCCGCGGGACUCGCCCUUGGCCACCGACAUGUCUACAGCAAUUUUAACACUGUCUGAGAAUGGGGAGCUGCAGAGGAUUCAUGACAAGUGGUUGCUCCGAGCUGGCUGCGAUUCGGAUGGAACCGAGAUUGAUUCAGACCGUCUUCAUCUCAAGAGCUUUUGGGGUCUAUUCGUCAUUUGUGGUGCAGCUUGUGUCAUUGCACUACUCAUAUAUUGCUGCCAAAUCAUUCUCAAGUUCCGCCGAAUUGCUCGCGCCGAAUCGGUUGGAGAUGGCUCUGGCAGUUCGCAUUCUAGAAACUUGCGAAGGCUGAUAUCACUUAUUGAUGAGAAAUCUGAUCCCUCAAAAAGGGACAAGAAGAGGAGAAAAAUUGAUGCACAACAACAGAGCCACUCUAUGGAGAACAGUGGACAUUCAAACCGCAUUAACGAUGCAAGUGGAGGCCGGACCCCAACACUUUUAGCCCCCCAGCUACACUUCUAUCAAUCUGAGCAUAAUUAACGUCUAUAUAUAUUCACUCUCCCAAGUGGUUUUGUCCGUCCUCAUCCUCUAGUGUUCAGAGUGUGUUGGGCUACAAGAGCUCUAUUUGUGAACUGAACAAUUCAGAGACUGGAAAUGGAGAGGAUUAUUUUUCCAAGACCAAAAGUAUGCCAAGGUAUAACCAGAGGACUGAAAUUGUCAUUUUCCCUUUUGUAUUGUUGGUUGGUUAUUCACAAAAGUCACAGAUAAAUUCUCUAUUUAUGUUGCAUUUCUAGUCUUGUCCUAAAGAGGACAUCAUUCUGUAUACAACUAUAUGGGCUUAGAAUCUACAGAAAAUGAAUGAUAACUAACAUAGUUUGUGUAUAUGGAAAAAGUUGAUAUUUGGUCUUUGUUUGAUGAUUGUUUCUCUCUGUGU
Messenger RNA from Cuscuta epithymum, 3245 nucleotides. Lineage: Eukaryota; Viridiplantae; Streptophyta; Magnoliopsida; Solanales; Convolvulaceae. The record is from the annotation of a GenBank genome assembly.